Molecule: messenger RNA, 1008 nt
Organism: Exaiptasia diaphana
Lineage: Eukaryota; Metazoa; Cnidaria; Anthozoa; Actiniaria; Aiptasiidae
Product: stress protein DDR48
Exons: 1
Coding region: 1-1008 (335 amino acids)
Source: RefSeq, a predicted model, not a curated record
AUGUCAGACGAAGACACGUUUGGAGAUCAGAUAACUGUGUUUGCAGCUUCUAACCUCUUUAAUGUGGACGUUCUUGUUAUAUCGUCACUUGGAGCUGGAGCCCAACAUGUUUUUCAUUCUUCAUCUGGAGCUCCAGUUACCACGCUUUAUCUUGGUCACUUUGCUGAGAACCAAGGUGAGCAUUAUGUAAGUAUUGCACCGGCAUUGGAUUUUCACUACGCAGAUAAUGAUUUAAACACUGUAUCCGACGGUGGAAACAAUGAUGACCCUGUAUCUGACGGUGGAAACAAUGAUGACCCUGUAUCUUACGGUGGAAACAAUGAUGACACUGGAUUUGACGUGAACAACAAUGAUGACACUGGAUUUGACGUGAACAACAAUGAUGACACUGGAUUUGACGUGAACAACAAUGAUGACACUGGAUUUGACGUGAACAACAAUGAUGACCCUGGAUUUGACGUGAACAACAAUGAUGACACUGGAUCUGACGAUGCUAACAAUGAUGAUCAUGGAUUUGACGUGAACAACACCGAUAACUCUGGAUCASACGAUGACAACAAUGAUGACACUGGAUCUGACGAUGGCAAAAAUGAUGACCCUGGAUUUGAUGUGAACAACAAUGAUGACCCUGGAUUUGACGUGAGCAACAAUGAUGACCCUAGAUCUGACGAUGGUAACAAUGAUAACACUGGAUCUGACGAUGGUAACAAUGAUGACCCUGGAUCUGGCGAUGGUAACAAUGAUGACCCUGGAUCUGACGAUGGUAACAAUGAUGACCCUGGAUCUGACGUGAACAACGAUGUAAUACAUACUGAUGAUGAUAGUCCUCAGUUUUUAAACAAUGAUGUUUCAGAAAUUAUUGCUAGGAUUACGUUGUUGGCUUUUCCAUUUAUGCGAGCAUCUCUGAGAUCCGUGAACAGCCUAUUCAAAUCAGUUGUCGACAAAGAGCCAUGUCCUCUAGUGUAUUUGCCUGAGUUUGCAGGACGAGCCACUGUCAUAAGUGUUUGA